ACUUUUGAAAGCAACACAACUGGAUUAAAAACCAAAACACAUGAAAUGAAAACAGAUUUUGAUUUUUUUAUGUUUUUGUUUUCAAAAAACAAAAAAUAAAAAAAAAUUAAUAAUAAUUUUAGAAUACCCGUGAAAUAGUGAACAAAACCCCUCUUUUCUCUGAUGAUCAGUCAUUUUCCGUUGAGUUUGAUUCAAUCUCAGCCGUCUGAUUUGAUGACUCCCUCGUUCACAUGUUGCCGCCGGCGUCGCUAGGCUCCGGAGCCCCGAACUCGAACGCUCAGAUGAACCCAUCAAGCUUUGCUGAAAAUAUGUCUGGGUUUUCAAAUUCAAGUAUUAAUAACCCAAAUUUGAGCUCCAAUUCUUCGUCAAUUUCGCGUUCAUCGAGUCUUUCUAGGCCGAGAUUGCAUAAGAUGAGAAAGCAGUUUAAUUCCGAGAGUUUUAAAUUAACUGAGGUCACAGGAUCCGGGUUUGGAACCGGUUUCAACCCGUUUCAGGUGGGCACGAGUCGGUUUGGGUUGGAACCGAGUGGUUCUGGCUCUAGUGCAUUUGUGUUUGGAGCAAAGAAGAGUGAUUUGGGAAACAAUGUUGUUGAGGAAAUGAGGAAGUUGAAAAUUGAGAGUGAUAAAGAGGGUGUUAGUAAAACAAAUGAUGGCUUUGUGUUUGGUAGUAAUGCUAGUUCUGAUUACACGAGUGUUGGUUUUGAGGAAACAAAGGUGGAGGAAGAUAUGAGGAAGCUGAAGAUUGAUGGUGUUGAGAAUGCGAAGAGAAGUGAAAAUGAUAAGGCUGAGUUUGUUUUUAAGAGUGGUAACAAUGUGGGUGGUUUAGGUGGGAAAGAUAUGCAAUCGGGGCUUGAAAAUGAGUUAAAGACGAAACUUAGUGUUAAAGACAGUGGGAGAGUUGAUGGGAAGGAGUUUGUAUUUGGUCGUACUAAAGAAAGUAGUUUUUCUUUUGCCACAAAUGAACUUCAUGAUCAAAUAAAGAAUUUGAACAUGAGUAGUAAGAAUGAAAUUAAUGGUAUGAUUAAUGAGAAUAUACUAUCAAAUGAAAUGGGGAGGAAACUAAAUAUUGGAAGUGAACCCAGUGAUUCUGCUGGUCAAACAGACAUGAGAAGAAUGUCUUCUCAAAUCUUUGUGAGGGAUAAACAAGAGGGAAAUAUGGGUGAUAAUAAUUUCAAGAAUUUGGGCGAAGCAGUUCCAACAGAAUUUACUUUUCAGGCUGCAAUGGAGGGUAAAGAUGUGGGGGGUUGUCAUGUUUCUGUUGACCAACCAAAAGAUGAUGCAAAACUGAGUGAAACUGGUUCAUCAUCAUCUUCAUUCUCAUCUAGUGGUGUGCAUUUUCAGUUAGUUGAUAAUGAAUCUAAAGUAUUUGGUACAGAUAGACUUGACAAGAAGAAUGAGUUUGGCUUUACAAGCACACAAGAUGGUUUGGGGAAACCCUUUGUGGAAUUUAAAACACCACAGCCAAAAGCAAACCUAUUCUCUGGUGUUUGUCAGACGUUGGAAUUUGGUGCAAAGAGGGAAUUCAUAAGAGACACAAAAGCAAAGAAAAAGAGAGGAAAACUAAGGCAGCCUACCCCAGUCCAUCUGUGGCAUGGACAAGAUUUUGUUUCAAGGGAAAGUGCCUCCCAUGGGAACUCAGAGCCUGUGGAAUCUUAUUCUCCAAUGGAUAUUUCACCAUAUCAGGAAACAGUGUCUGACACUAUUUCUGCAAGAGAAACUUCUGUUGCUUCAGAUGAGUCUUUUAGUCUUGACAAUGAUGCUUCCACUGAUUCACGCCCAACAGUUUCUGAUGUUGCAGUAGACGAAGAUCUGCUGCUUGCUGCAACACAGCGUAUGGAUAUUAAUGAAUGGGAUGUGAAAAGUACAGAAACAAAAGAGGAACAUUCUGAUAGAGGCGAUGGUGCCAUAGGUCCUCCAGAAGAUUCUGUAUCUGGAGCUGAAACUGAAAGUUAUAAAUCUGCGAAUGAGGAGAUAGACUUCCAAAUUGAGAGCUGUAAUUCAGCUGAAACUAAAACCAGUUCAAACUCAAACGUUGAGAGACAAGAUAGUGAUGGCCAGAUGCAAUUUAGUUUUACAUCACAUCCAGAAGAGUUACGUGGGUCUAACUUCACCUUUGCUGCUUCUUCUGCUGGUCAAAAUCAGCUAUCAGCAUCAAGACGCCACCUCAAAAAGAAGAAUUCAAUUAAAAUUGGUCAUGAUUCAUUUAAUUCUACUUGCAAUGCUAAAAUUCUGCAUGCAUCAGCCUCCGUGCAGUUCUCUCCAUUCUCAGGAGCUUCACAGCCUUUGUCAUCCAGGCAGGCUGAGAAAGGGGACCAAUUUUCUCCAAGACUCAGAGUUGGACAUAAUUCUGAAGUGUUUAGAGGGCAGGAAAUCAAGCAAGAGCCUAGUGUGUCUUCUGCUGCAACUAUUGCUGAUCAGGAAGCGUGUGAGAAGUGGCGAUUAAGGGGAAACCAAGCUUACACAAAUGGGCAGUUGUCCAAAGCUGAGGAUUGUUACACACAGGGGAUAAAUUGUGUAUCCAAAAGUGAGAGUUCUCGAAGUUGUCUUAGGGCUCUGAUGUUGUGUUAUAGCAACCGUGCUGCAACACGUAUGUCUCUUGGAAGAAUGAGAGAUGCCCUUGAAGACUGCAUGUUGGCAGUUGCCAUCGAUCCGAAUUUUCUCAGAGUGCAAGUUAGAGCUGCAAAUUGUUACCUUGCCCUGGGUGAAAUUGAAGAUGCAUCACUGUAUUUUAGAAAGUGUUUACAGUUCGGAAGUGACAUCUGUGUGGACAGAAAAAUAGCUGUUGAGGCUUCUGAUGGCCUUCAAAAGGCACAGAAAGUGUCCGAAUGCAUGCAACGCUCGGCUGAACAUCUACAAAAUAAAACUUUAAAUGAUGCAGAGAGUGCUUUGGGAGCCAUUGAUGAGGCGUUGUUAAUAAGCACUUACUCAGAAAAGUUACUUGAAAUGAAGGCUGAGGCUCUUUUCAGGUUAAGGAAGUAUGAGGAGGUCAUUCAACUGUGUGAGAAGACCUUUGAUUCUGCUGAAAAGAAUUCUCCUUCAUUAGAUCCCAUUUCCAAGUCAGCAAAUCUAGAUCAUUCUAAACCCUCAAAGGACUAUAGGCUUUGGCGAUGCUGCUUAAUUUUCAAAUCGUAUUUUAAUCUUGGACGGCUAGAGGAGGCUGCAUCAUCCCUUGAGAAGCAAGAAAAACUGGGGAAUGGAGGAAGUUUUCUGGAAUCAUCAAUACCCUUGGCUGCCACUGUGCGUGAGCUCUUACGCCGUAAGGUUGCUGGGAAUGAAGCAUUCCAAGCAGGAAGGUAUUCAGAAGCUGUUGAACAUUAUACUGCCGCUUUGUCAUGCACUGUGGAGUCACGUCCCUUUGCAGCUAUUUGUUUCUGUAAUCGUGCUGCUGCAUACAAAGCGUUGGGCAAUAUAACUGAUGCUAUUGCAGAUUGCAGCCUGUCUAUAGCCCUUGAUGGGAAUUAUAUAAAGGCAAUUUCUAGACGAGCUACAUUAUUGGAGAUGAUUAGGGACUAUUGGGCAGCAGCUUGUGAUCUUCAGAGGAUUAUAACUCUUCUCAUCAAACAAGAAGAGAAGAGCAAUCAGUCUUGCGAUAGAUCAAAUAACUAUGCAAACAAUCUCAGACAAGCUCGUCUACGGCUUGCUGCUGUAGAUGAAGAAGCCAGAAAAGACAUCCCCUUGGAUAUGUACCUUAUUUUAGGAGUUGUACCAUCUGCAUCUGCAUCAGACAUCAGAAAGGCUUAUCGGAAAGCUGCACUUCGACAUCAUCCUGACAAGGCGGGUCAAUACUUGGUUAGAGGUGAUAAUGGGGAUGAAGGGCUUUGGAAGGAGAUUGGAGCAGAAGUUCACAAUGAUGCUGAUAGACUUUUUAAAAUGAUUGGAGAGGCAUAUGCUGUACUCUCAGAUCCUACCAAGCGUUCACAGUAUGAUCUUGAGGAAGAGAUGAGGAGUGCCCAAAAGAAACGCAAUGGAGGCAAUACAUCCAGAACAUCUACUGAUGUCCAAAAUUAUCCAUAUGAAAGCAGCAGCAGUAGGCGACAGUGGAGAGAAGUGUGGAGAUCAUAUGGCAACUCAUCCUCCAAACGGUCAGAAAAUACUCGAUCAAACAGAUUUUCAUGACAAGGUUUUUCCAUAUGCAUGAUUAGAAUCUCAUGAUGAAAGAACAGUGUAGUCAGAUGAGGAUUUUUCUCAAUUAUCAGCAGUGUGCAUAUAAUCCCUAUUAAGAGAUGCUGCUGUGGGGAAAUGAUUUGAACGACUGUCCGAGAGCUAGUGGCUAUGUACUAUUGAGAUACCAUGUCGGUGAAUGCUUGGCUGAGAUUUGUGGUCAUCUGACCAAAAUGGUUUUUUGCUAACCAAAGAGCUUUGUCCACAGGAAUAUAAAAGGUGGUCGAAGAUUUGACACAGGAAUUGUAUUAUACUGAGAGAGGUUCUCCAUGGAAAAAAGAAACAAAAGAAAAAAAAAGGAAAAGAAAAGUAAACUCUAAUCUGAGAUAUGAGAUAGAGGGAGGUCACAACCGUUUGAGGUCAGUAAAUGCAACAGUAAUUUAUGCAGGUGAAAUUUGACAGCGCAAACAGAAGGCUCAACAGCUUUAGCAGUUUGCCACAUUGAUGCAAAGAAUACUGAAACGAGAAAAAAUGGACAAACAGAAAGAAAGAAGACGGGAUCUCUGUAGGUUUACUGAGGAGCCAUGGUUAAUAUGUGAGAUUUUUUUGUUUGAUUUUAUGUACUUUUUUUUUGUCCCCGAACGAUUUAAGUUUGUCUUGCUCAUUCACCCAAUGUAGUUCGUUCUGAUGUGCUGUUACACGAGUGAGAUUCGCACUGUGUGCUUCUGUAUGAGUUGAAAAUUUUCAUAUGAAAAGCCCCAUAUUGCAUGACAUUAUAUGCAGUGUUGAGUACAA
Messenger RNA from Mangifera indica (mango), 4895 nucleotides. RefSeq lists its product as uncharacterized. The record is from RefSeq and is a predicted model, not a curated record. Lineage: Eukaryota; Viridiplantae; Streptophyta; Magnoliopsida; Sapindales; Anacardiaceae. The coding region runs from base 231 to 4115 and encodes 1294 amino acids. Gene Ontology annotation, molecular function: protein binding. The transcript has 12 exons.